This is a messenger RNA of Siniperca chuatsi (mandarin fish), 4793 nucleotides long. It is a transcript of the gene emx3, whose product is annotated as empty spiracles homeobox 3. The record is from RefSeq and is a predicted model, not a curated record. Gene Ontology annotation, molecular function: DNA-binding transcription factor activity, RNA polymerase II-specific; DNA binding. Lineage: Eukaryota; Metazoa; Chordata; Actinopteri; Centrarchiformes; Sinipercidae. The transcript has 5 exons. The coding region runs from base 597 to 1325 and encodes 242 amino acids. Gene Ontology annotation, biological process: brain development; regulation of DNA-templated transcription; central nervous system development.
UUCGUUAGAUAAAAACACGUUGGGAAUUUAGAAAGUGAUUACAUCUGUGUUUUUUUUAAAAUAAGUUUUACGCUCUGGAGGUGCUGGAAAUGUUUGGAUCACGUGGAAACCGCUGGGCCUUGAUGUUACCUGUACCGGACCUGCCUGGGUCCCGGCCCGACCCCCCAGCACCAGGUAGCAGGUAAGGGACGCCGAACCCGCACUUGACGCACACCUCGUGCUGCUGGGAGGAAGCUCAGAGCGCCGCUGCUGCGCAUCCAGCUGCUUUCAGGACCAAAUGAAAGUCCAAACACUACAGAGUUACAACCGAAGCUCCGCAGAUAUCACAGCGGAGCGCAGAGCGGGCAGAGACACCGCCCCGGACGCAGGUGAGAGGGAACUUCAGCCGCCUCCAGGUGCAGAAAUCCGGAUUUGCGCUCGGCUUCUUUACGCGCAGGCGGACUCUUCUUCGGGGGGUGGGGGGGGUGGGAGAGUUAUGGCUCUCCGGGGGAAGCUGGGAAUCUGAGCUCCCCGAGUCCGAGGAACUGGACCAACUGGACGCCGAUUUGUUAAUAUCUUUACCAUCUUCCUCAUCUGCUCAGCUCCAGGUGCUUACGAUGUUCCAGCACAGCAGUAACAAGAAGUGCUUCACCAUAGAGUCUCUGGUCGGGAAGGAGGCGAUCAGCCACAGCAGCGGCUCCGGGGAUGAGCCCAUCCGGCCCACGGCGCUCAGGUUCCCGGAGUCCCUGCACCCCGCCGCCGCCGCCGGGGUCUUCGGCUCCUGCUUCCAGGGGAGCAGCGGGAGGACUUUGUACUCUGCCGGGCCGGACAUGGUGCUCCAUGAGCCCGGGACGCACACGCAGAGCCCCGGCGGGCUGCCGCUGCACCCGCUGCAGAUCCCCCCGCAGAGCUUCUUCAGCCCGCAGCAGCGGGAGGCGCUCAGCUUCUAUCCCUGGGUGCUGCGGAGCCGGUACCUGGGACACCGCUUCCAAGGGGACGACAGCAGUCCGGAGAACCUGCUGCUUCACGGUCCGUUCUCCAGGAAACCCAAAAGGAUCCGGACGGCGUUCUCGCCCUCUCAGCUGCUCCGGCUGGAACGAGCCUUCGAGAAAAAUCACUACGUGGUCGGCGCCGAGAGGAAGCAGCUGGCCAGCGGGCUGUGUCUGACCGAGACGCAGGUGAAGGUUUGGUUUCAGAACCGCAGGACGAAGCACAAGCGCCAGAAGUUGGAGGAAGAGUCUCCUGAAGCGCAGCAGAAGAGGAAGGGCAGUCAGCACAUCAACCGCUGGAGAGCGGCCACGCAGCAGCCCGGAGGAGAGGACGUGGACGUCAUCAGCGACGACUAGACUGCAACACACACACACACACACACACAGUCAUAUCGUUCGAGUCCGACAUCUAAAAAGGUGCAUUCAGAUGCCUUCUUCACAUGUUUAAAAAAACAAACAAACAAAAAGCACAGGUUUGGCCAAAGGUUCAGGUUCUUUCUCAUCAAAACUUUGUAGUUAUUUACCCAAAAAGUAAAGUCCAACAUGGAUCAUGUGACUGAAGUCAUGUUUCCGGCCAACAUUUAGCCUCAAACAGAAUCACCACGAAUGCUUGUUGUAUGAUUUUACAUACAAACGGCUCUGAGAGUCCCGUGGGAUGGAAACGUCCCCGACCAACAUUUGCUGUAAAAUUAUAACUUUGGCCUAAUAGCAGAUAAAAAUACAAAGUGUGUGACUUUGUCAACAGAGCGCUGAACGUCCUGAAGCACUGAAAAGAAAAGACAAACGUGUGUAAAAGGCAGACACUGAACGCACCACUAAUAUGUGGCAGUACUCAGCAACAGAGAAAGAAAUGAGCUGGAAUCAGUCUGGAAGAGUAAAGAGGCUUCAGAUGCAUUAGGAAAAGGACAGAAUGAAAUGUGUAAUUGAUGUUUUGAGCGUUCAGUCUGUAGAUGUGAGCGAGCAGAAAGGAACUCCUGCAGCUGAGCGCAGAACAAACGCUUUCGUCCUGCUACGCUCGCACGACGCUUCCCGAGUACCUGAUGAUCUGUGAAAGCCUUUUUAAAAGACUUCAGAGCAAAAAAAUACUGAGGUCAUAAUUAGUGAUAUUUCUCUCUGGUUUGGUUCGAAAAAUGGCUGCACGACUAUUAUUACCACUAUUAUACAGUUUUAUUUAAUCAUUUAAAAACAUGGCAUCUGUGACCGCACCACAAUAAGGUGACGUCGCAGCAUUCCUUCUCUUAUUUUGACACGUUUCUAAACAAAGGUCGUACCUGUGAGCCUGCGAGAGCAAAAUGCAAAUCUCUCCGCAGUUUGUGAGCGACAGUCAUUUGUGCAACAUGACACUGAAACCAUUUGCAAGUGAACAGUGCUCACAAAUCGCUUUUGUUAAACAGGAUGGAAAGUUACUGAGAGUAACAAGACAUGACCUCAGCGUUUUAACAGUAGCGGUCAGGUGGAGGCGUUUCCUGUUUAGGUACGCUGCAGGAAGUGAUGAACCUGAGUUUACAAACCUGCCUCUGCUCGCUCCCAAAUCUUUAUUUCCAGUUUCAUUUCAGCUCAGAUUUGUUUCGGGUUUUGCCACUAAAAGUUGCAAUAAUCUGUCAGAAUGUCAAACAUGCCAAGACUUAACGUUUUCUAGACAUUUAGACAGUUUAUUACAGAUUUAUAGACAACACACACACACACACACACACUCUCACACUCAUCACAGAUGUUGACAGCUUACCUUCCCGAGGACUGAUGGAUGUCCCUGAAGGCAUCAGCGCUCAUGCAAACAGCAGGAGGUCAAAGCUCUCCUGGUACAGACGAUGAUCAGCCACGAGGGAGGAGCUUAAAACGCGGCCACGGCUGUCGACUGAACUCUCGACGGUCGACUUUGGUGCCAAACGACGGCAGCGUCCUGAAAAAGAGACGAUUUAAAGCGAGAAGCUGCUCCGCUGAAGGUUUCUCAGCGUCUGUCUGCAACAGACGGCAGCCGGCUCGCAGGAAAUCUGCUCAGCUCGACAACCUGUGAAAGAGGAAAACAGGGUUCCUGCAGCAGGAAGUCUGAGGCGGAAACAUUUCCCAUAAACUCGGAUGAAAGUUUCACUUCAACUUUUCUCAGCCGGAGCAGCUGAAGGAAAGAAUCCUCCUUUAAAAACACACGAACUCUGUUGAAAAGCAUCUGGUUGUGAUGUUCUUUACAUUCCAGACUCCAUUAGGAGUUCGGAGUCUUUUAACUGAACUCUCUACUGUACUUUUUUUAUACUUUGAUCUAAAAUGAUAAACGUCAGAAUCAAACCGGGUGUCUGGUGACUCCAGAAAGAAGCUGAGAAACAGCUUUCGAGUUUUACGUUGACAGAAAUGUACAGCUUCAAUUCUGCACUUGGUUGGUCUUUGUCAACUUGUUAAGUUGGAAAAUGAUCAUGUAAUCAAAUCACAUCCGCUCUGUUAGGGCUCGGCCACGCAGGCUUUUAUUACAGCAACAUUUCAGACCGAAAUCAGACGAGUAAUCCGGGUUUUAGUCUACAUGCGGAAGCAGAGUUACAGGCCCGACCCUCGUUUGUUAACAGAAACAAGCUGCAUCUCUGUGUGAUGUAAUGUGCUGUGUUCAAGCUGCUCAUUAACAAAUGAGUCCAGCUAGUGCUAGCACGUUGCCAGCCAGGUAGCGUGUUUCCGGUUUGCUCGGUAACGAGUCCCGCGAGACGUGCGCACGAACCUCGCGAGCAUCUGUAACUUCAUUUUCGGAGAGAAGGUUUCUUUCACGGAUUUCUGCGACUCUGCCGGACAGAAAAACACAAAAUCGUGUUAACUAAGAUUACACUCUCUUUGUUAGCAUUCAGCGACAGAUAUCCAUAUAGUCUUGGCCACUGACAUGCUGCCAAAGCCUCAUGGGAAUUGUAGUUGUUGCUAACAGAUGCUAUCCGUAAUUUAAAAUAUGGACAUGGUUCAGGUUUUCAGAAAAACUGCUGAAAGAGACCUUUAACGAGAAAAUACCUGUUGUUGAGGGCUACAUGGAGGCUGUCUGUGUUUUCUGUAAGAAGGCAUCUUGUCUCGUCAGCUCUGCUUUGACUGGUUAUUUUCCUACGUUUCCCAGAAUGCUUUAAGACACCAAAAAAAAAAAAAGGAACAUUUCAACAUUUUUUUUCCCCAACACGAAGUAACUUGUGAAAUGUGCUGAACAUCACAGCCUGAUGAUUAUUAAACUCUUCACUUCCUGUUGGAGAAACCUGGAAUUUCCUCUUUUCACAAAGUUCUGUUCUGCAAGAACACUAGAAUAAACUACAGUGUGUGUGUGUGUGUGUGUGUGUUCAUGGUGAUGAAGGAACAUGUCACCCAGGAUACACACACAUUAUUUUGUUAGUUUUUAAAACUGGAUUCGUUAACAAGAAGAAAACUGCAGACUCAAAGUCCGGACACUGAUGAUGCAGGAGAUAAAAGGAGCGUCAUGGCUGGUUUCCCACGCAGCCCUGCUCAGCGGCACUGCGGCAGCGCUGCGGACUCACACCAGCUGAUCCCGGAGCAGUUUCACUUUUCAUUCUGCUGGUAGUUUGUGUCUUUUUGGAAACAACAACAACAAAAAAAAAAAAACAGUAGGUAUUUAUGUAAAAAAAAAGUAUUCUAUGCAUCUGAUGUGUAUAUAAUGAUAAUAAUAUUAAUGUGUGGACUGUUUGUUUCUCUCACUGCAUCCGUUCAUCUGUUGCUUUCUUCUUCCUGGACAGAUUUACCUCAUCAUCUCCUUAUGUAGCACUUCUUCUUCUUCUUCUUAGUCAAAUCUAUUUUUUCAUCGUUUUAGGAUCGAAGGCACUAACUGUACAACUCGUUUCCUUUUGGGGGGGGGGGGCA